AUAUGCGUCCUCCAUUGCACAUACUAUAUAAAACACAUCGCUUUGGGGAAAAUCCAACUUUUAUCCAAAGCAAUGGCAAAGAUAAUCCAUUUCUCUUGCUUCCUCACUCGCCCAUGCUCCCUUCCAUCUCCACUCUUCCGCAGAACCCAAUUUCCUGUAGGAAACUUUGGACAAUCCUUUGAAGAUGUUAAUGGAGCAGUUGAGAUUCAUCAUCUGUUGCGAGAAAGGGGUAAACAGUCCUUGCUACGCUGCCAAAUGCCAGAGGGAAAGAGGGUCUUGGAGCGGAUUUCAUCACAUUAUGACGAGUUAAAUGCACUUGAGGGAGGAUUUUGGUUAAGAGUCCCGGUGACAGCAUUUCUUGCCGCCAACAUUUUGAUAUUUACUGCUCCUAUGAAAGCCCUGGCAGAAACUUGUGAAGCUGAUAACUCCUUUUUCAACAUGCCUUUACUGCUAUUUGUAGCCCUUAUUGGUGCCACAGUUGGAGGAUUGCUUGCACGGCAGAGGAAAGGGGAGCUGCAGCGAGUGAAUGAGCAGCUGCGCCAGAUCAAUGCUGCUCUAAGAAGGCAGGCUAAGAUAGAGUCAUAUGCUCCCAGCCUGAGUUAUGCUCCCAUCGGUGGUAGAAUAUCAGAAAAGGAAGUAAUUGUCGAUCCAAGAAAGGAAGAGUUGAUUUCUCGACUGAAGAGCGGGAAGAACUUUUUAAGAAAUCAAGAACUUGAGAAGGCUUUUCUAGAGUUUAAGACAGCACUGGAGCUUGCUAAGAGUCUAAAAGAUCCUAUCGAGGAGAAGAAGGCUGCCAGGGGUUUAGGUGCCUCGUUGCAAAGGCAAGGCAAAUAUCAAGAAGCCAUUCAAUACCACUCAAUGGUUUUAGCAAUAUCUGAUCGAGAAGGAGAAGACUCUGGAAAUACAGAAGCUUAUGGAGCAAUUGCUGACUGCUACACCGAGCUAGGAGACCUUGAGAAAGCAGGGAUUUUCUAUGACAAAUAUAUUGCUAGGUUGGAAACAGACUAAUGAAGCUGCAUAAUCCACCAGUUCUACCACCUUUUAAUGUAUUUCUAAAUAAUUAUAGAGACUAUAGACAGCUUGCUGACAUCUCCUUUUCUCCCAUUUUAGCAUUACUGUUGUUAGUUGCUAAGUGCAGUCUUUCAGGCACUGAAAUUGAUUUUGUUGGAUAAUGCAUUGUAACUCAUGUUUCUUCCAAAGAGAAUACCCAUUUCACUUUC
This is a messenger RNA of Gossypium raimondii (Peruvian cotton), 1220 nucleotides long. Its product is annotated as protein FLUORESCENT IN BLUE LIGHT, chloroplastic. NCBI's taxonomy places the organism in Eukaryota, Viridiplantae, Streptophyta, Magnoliopsida, Malvales, Malvaceae. Gene Ontology annotation, biological process: chlorophyll biosynthetic process. Gene Ontology annotation, molecular function: protein binding. The coding region runs from base 73 to 1008 and encodes 311 amino acids. The transcript is spliced from 5 exons. The record is from RefSeq and is a predicted model, not a curated record.